AUGGCUCUUGCUGCUUCUGCCACCACUUUCAGGAUGAUGAUGUGCCCGGAUUCUCCUGAUUCUACCCGUGCUGUGCGAGGCGCGGACAAUGCCAUUGACUCAUACAUGCAUACCGCUCGCCGUCGACAACAGGGAGAGGAUCGGUUCUAUCGCCCACGUCCCGAGUCGGAUCGAUUCGAUGUCCGACGACAACGAGGGGAUGAUCUGGAUAAUGAACACCACCACUCCCCACGCGGCACCAAUUCUUCUGCUGGAAAACGUACCUACAACAACAACCACAACAAGCACAAGGGCGUCGAUAAGCUGAACCGUCGGCCCAGUCCCUCCUGUGUGGCGCAAGCCUUUCGAACGCAUCAACGAGUCACCCGCAAACUGUCAGCAGCCGAACCGGCCGUGAUUUCUCGUCCCGAACCUCGGCAAGACACGAAAUUGUCGACUACUGGAGCCACCAAGUCACAACAUCGACCUGUCACUACUAGCAGGAGUAGAGACAACUCAUUCACCAAGAACAACCGCAACACUACUACUACGUUUAUUGAAAUUGAACCAGGUGUUCAAGCCGAAUUGCGCAAGACAGAAGAAACACUGCAAGCUGUCUCCAACAACCAAUUCCUCGCGGCAUCCUGCUUGAGUUGCCAUCUUGACUUGUACUGCAUGGCGGAUGCCAAAUACAUGAUUUGCCCCGUUUGUCGCGUCAUGAGUCCUGUACUGUCCAAUAAUAGCGGCAGUGGUCAUGGGGUGGCAUUGGGAUUUACACCUGCUACAUUGCAAGAAAUGAAACAGCAAUAG
Seminavis robusta is the source of this 789-nucleotide messenger RNA. NCBI's taxonomy places the organism in Eukaryota, Bacillariophyta, Bacillariophyceae, Naviculales, Naviculaceae. The record is from the annotation of a GenBank genome assembly.